Molecule: messenger RNA, 1005 nt
Organism: Danio aesculapii
Lineage: Eukaryota; Metazoa; Chordata; Actinopteri; Cypriniformes; Danionidae
Exons: 3
Coding region: 158-631 (157 amino acids)
Molecular function (GO): zinc ion binding
Source: RefSeq, a predicted model, not a curated record
GAAAGUUACAUGUCACUCUGUGGUGUUCCCCUUUAUUCAGGCUAUGCUUCACAGACGACGGAAUGUAAAUGUCCUGUAUGGUGGUGUACGUAUGAUGUGCCAGUAAAGAAGGUUUCUCAAUCUUAUCUCUGGAUCUGGAUUAGUUCCUGUUUAAAUCAUGAACAAACCAAAGUGUCCUGGCUGUCAGGGGUCUGAUGAUAUCCGGAAGCUAGAAGGUCAGCGAGCAGUCUGCAAAUCUUGCUCUAAAGUAAAGCGGUGUGUGUUUCAGUUCUGCUGGGCCUGUCAGAGAGAAUGGCCACGAGAUGCUUCAACAACCAACUCCUGUAUGCUGCCAGACUGUGCACUCCGUGCUGCCCUUCUCAGUGUCAAGCAGAUUGAUGACCCAGAAAGCUCAGUGGUAGGGUGCCCGUAUUUCAGGGCCUGUCCAGGAUGCAAGGCCUUGCUUACACACAGUGGUGAGGGCUGCCCUAACAUCAUCUGUCCAAACUGUGAUGAGGAGUUCUGCUUUCGCUGUCUGGCUCCAGAGUGCUAUGAUGAUCAGUAUGAUGACAGUGACAAUGAGGAAGAUAUUGAGCCCGAGCCCUGUGUGAUAGUAGACAACACUCAGUGCCUUCAAGAUCUGGGACUCUAGUGGACAUCUGUGAGGAUAAACUACUAAAAAUACUAAUGUCAUUUGCAAAUGUAUUUGAUUUAAAAAUAGCAAGAGAAAGAAGAUCAUUACAUUUUAAGAAGACUAUUAUAUUACAGUCUUGUUUUUUCUAGAUAUUUAAAAAACAUCAACAAAACUAAGAAUAACCUUGCACUGUAAUGAAUUAGAGCAAAGUGGAAUUAGCACUGACAUAUUACUGCUUUUUUAUUUUAAUUUCAGUGGUUGUAGACUAUUAUCUGAUAAUAUUGACAUCAGAAUUUGUUAUUUUCAAAUUUUAAUUUAAAUUGAGAAGAAAGUUUAGCAGACCUUUAUCAAAUAAAACACCUUUAUCAAAUAAAUCAACUACUAAAACCCCA